AUUGCGUCUGAUCUGACUUUUCUUCAUACUUAUCCCAUCCUCACUCCCAUCGCUUUCCUUUCUCUCCGGAACCCUAAUUGACUCCGAUGGAAAAUCUUAAUAGCGGUUUCUGUAAAGAGACAAAAACCUUUCAUAGCUUAAGAUCUCCAGUUGACCUACCUUCGCCGGAGGAAUUUCCUUUAUCCGUCGCCGAUUUCGCAUUUUCUCUACUCUCAUCUUGGCCGUGGUACACUUCAUCCACGGCUUAUCUGAUUGAUUCGGCUACCGGAAACCGCCUUUCUUACUCUGAGUUCAUUCAGCGAGUUAAAAACCUCGCCGGUUCUCUCAAAAGCAGAAUCCCUCUUUCUAAAGGCGACGCCGCGUUCGUUCUCCUUCCUAAUUCAACAUAUGUUCCGAUACUUUACUUCUCUCUGCUUUCUCUCGGUUUAAUUGUUUGUCCUUCCAAUCCUGCUGCCGAUGAAUCUGAGACUCAACGGCAAAUGCAAAUUGGGAAGCCUGUGAUUGCUUUCACCACUUUCGAAAAUCGUCACAAGACUUCGGGACUGAAAUACGGAACGAUUUCGAUUGACUCGUCGGAAUUCGAGUCAAUGAUGGAGUGUCAUACUCAUAACGAAAUCGCCAAAGUAGAUGUGAGUCAGAACGACAUCGCUGCGAUUAUCUUUUCCUCAGGUACGACAGGUUUGGUGAAAGGAGUUGAGUUGACUCACAAGAAUUUGAUCUCGGUCAUCAGAAUCUACCACGAUCUACGUAGAGGACGGGAGUUUCCGGCGGUGCAGUUAUUGACGACUCCUCUUUUUCACAUAUACGGUUUCUUUUAUAGUCUGAGGGCUGUGGCCCUUUGUGAGACUGCAGUAAUUUGGACCAGUAGCGUGUUUGAUGAGAAGGAAUUCCUGAAAGCGGUGGAGGAGUUUCGUGUCACGCAUGCAGCAGCGACUCCGCCGCUGCUAGGGGCGAUGGUUAUGGGAGAUGUGACUGACGGGUAUGAUACGACGUCGUUGGAGAGUGUUGCUUGCGGUGGAGCUCCGCUUAAGAAAAGCGUGAUAGAAUCUUUCGGGAAGAAGUUUCCUGGGGCUUUAAUACGACAGGGGUAUGGAUUAACUGAAUCAUCGGGAGCAGCAUUCAGAUCAUUAUGUGAAGAAGAAUGUAGGAAUUGGGGUUCGGUUGGGAGGCUUUUGCCAAACUUUGAGGCUAAAAUUGCAGGGUUGGGAUCUGAAUUUGAGUCGGGGUUGCCGCCCAUGAAGAAAGGCGAGCUUUGGAUUCGAGGACCCACUAUCAUGAGAGGGUAUGUUGAUGAUCUGGAAGCAAGUUCUAGGGCAUUGAGUGAUGAUGGGUGGCUAAGAACAGGCGAUUUUUGUUACAUUGAUGAAGAAGGAUUCCUUUUUGUCGUCGAUAGGAUUAAGGAAUUGAUACAAUGCGACGGUUACCAAGUAUCUCCGGCGGAAAUUGAACAAAUUCUUCAUAGUCAUUCACUGAUUGCAGAUGCAGCAGUUAUAGGAAAUGGUGAUGAAGAGAAGUCGGCUGUGGCUUUUGUUGUUGUUAAAGACAAAAAUAUCCUCAGUGAAGUUGAGGUUAUGGAUUUUAUAAAGGAAAAGUUACACGAUCAUCAAAUUAUAAGGAAGGUGACAUUUGUGAGUUUUAUACCCAAGUCUCCGGCUGGAAAGAUUUUGCGUAAAGACUUGAAAGCGAGUUUUCUUAUCUAGUCACCCAAAUAAGAAGAAUAUGCAUUUAUUUAUUACCUCUUCAUUAUAUUAUUAUUGGUAACUAUG
Molecule: messenger RNA, 1766 nt
Organism: Impatiens glandulifera
Lineage: Eukaryota; Viridiplantae; Streptophyta; Magnoliopsida; Ericales; Balsaminaceae
Product: 4-coumarate--CoA ligase-like 9
Exons: 3
Coding region: 87-1700 (537 amino acids)
Molecular function (GO): CoA-ligase activity
Source: RefSeq, a predicted model, not a curated record